GGUCCGGACUCCCGCCAGAAGCAGCAGCACAACGAGCAAAGUCGAGAGGGCCCUGUCUGGCCGCACACAGUUCAUCCGCAAUGGCAUCUUCCGGUCGAGUACCGCUGCUUCUUGCAGUCUUUAUCGUGACGCUCCUCUGCGCGUCCGCAGCAGCCGCCCUCGAGUUGCCCUUCAUCGGUCGGCUCCCGAUAAGCCGCCACGAGUCUGAUCGCUACGCCCCUGGGUUCACCCUCCGCCACAUCUUCAACCACGGCACCGAGUCCCACCCGCAGCUCCAUCGUCGUCGCGACUUCUCAGCACAGUACCGGCCAGAGGACGGGCCGGCGGCGUUUCAGGUGGCCUCGGUCCCGCGCACCGUCACCCGGAUGAAGCAGCGUGACCCAGAUACGAUGGAGUCGUAUCUGCACUACACCCGCACCCACGGCGCUGUCGCGGUUGAUUUCGACUGGGGUGAUGAUGAUAUCAUGGUGCCCGAUGUCACUGACCGCGACACUCUUAUCGAGUUUGCAAAGCUGACUGCCGACGCUUACGUCGACGGUCCGGAGGGCAACGACUGGAUUGAUUUGGGUAUUCCGUUCAAUGAGUCUGGUGGAUUUGGAUGGGACUCGAACGGGCUGCGCGGCCACAUCUUUGUCGACGAGUCCAACUCGACGGUGAUCAUCGCAAUCAAGGGCACCAGCGCCGCCCUUUUCCACAGCGACGGUGAUACUGUUUCUAGCGACAAAGUUAACGACAAUCUGCUGUUCUCGUGCUGCUGCGCUCGUAUAAGCUACAUGUGGAGCACAGUAUGUGACUGCUACUCAAAGUCCUACACUUGCAACCAGUCCUGCCUGGAAAAGUCGCUUUAUGCCGAAGACAAGUACUACCGUGCAGCGCUGGACAUUUACAGAAACGUCACUUCGCUGUACCCGACUGCCAAUAUUUGGGUCGCUGGCCAUUCGCUCGGUGGCGCUAUGUCGGCUCUGCUUGGCCGCACAUAUGGCUUACCCACAAUCGCCUUUGAGGCACCCGGCGAGAAGCUCGCCGCAGAGCGUCUUCACCUGCCGUUUCCUCCCAUACCUCCAGAGCAGAGCACUGUCUGGCAUAUCGGCAACACUGCUGAUCCCAUUUACAUGGGUGUCUGCAAUGGUCCAACCUCGGUUUGCUGGCUCGGUGGGUAUGCGAUGGAAACCUCCUGCCACGCUGGCUUGGAGUGCACAUAUGACACAGUCGGUGAGCGACGGUGGCAUAUUUCAAUCUCGAACCAUCGUAUACGGCCUAUCAUCGACAUGAUGAUGUCGUAUAACACUACACCGACCUGCGUUGUGCCUCAAAACUGCCAGGACUGUUAUGACUGGAGUUUUGAGUAGACACUUCCUACUUGUUAUAAUAUUUCUUUUCUUUUUUAUAUGGGGUGCAUAUUUUAUUUUACUUUUGUGGUAGGAGGCUGUGGGAUUGCAGAUGAAGGGUGUUUAUAUAGCGGGUGUUUUGGGGCGGGUUGCAUUGAAGCUGUCUGUUUAUGUGGUACUGACUUGUAUGAUGAUUUGCUUCAUAUACUCUUGAUAUUUAUCUUGUCUUUUCUUAUUGUGUAUCUAUUUUUGCGGAAGACUGGGUUCUGCUCGUGCUUGGUUUGGAGCCGGAUAUUGCGUUCGGACCAGGUUGAAUUGAGGAUAUGUUUUGUUGAGACUAACAUCUUGACUGGCAUAUUCUUGUUUGGUCAUGCUUUUGUAUGAUUGUCAUCAAUUUAUUACUUCACAAC
Myxozyma melibiosi is the source of this 1738-nucleotide messenger RNA. Its product is annotated as Alpha/Beta hydrolase protein. Bases 81 to 1349 code for a protein of 422 amino acids. Gene Ontology annotation, cellular component: membrane. Gene Ontology annotation, molecular function: glycerophospholipase activity. Lineage: Eukaryota; Fungi; Ascomycota; Lipomycetes; Lipomycetales; Lipomycetaceae. The record is from RefSeq and is a predicted model, not a curated record. The transcript is spliced from 3 exons. Gene Ontology annotation, biological process: neutral lipid catabolic process; multivesicular body membrane disassembly; piecemeal microautophagy of the nucleus.